UUCCUGCUCUUUCAAAAACAAAAAAUCCUUUUCAGGAGAGAGAGAGAGAGAGAGAGAGAGAGAGAGAGACGAUGAAGAGUUUGAGAAGAUUGUUGCGUCGGGGACUUGUAUGCAGAAGAACGGAACUUUGCACCGGAAGCGGUGCUCCCUACGCUUCUCGCCGCCUCUUGCUACUCGAUUCUUCUGCCGCUUCAACCUCGCAAAAUCGCUCAGCUUCAUCCGCUUUCCCACCCUUCAAAUCUACCUCUAUUCCUCCAUUCCACUCCUCAAAAUGGGACCUUUUAAGAGGGCAGAGGAGGACCAUGUUUAUCCAAACACAAUCUACUCCCAAUCCUUCAUCCCUCAUGUUUUAUCCGGGAAAGCAAGUUAUGGAAGUUGGGAGCGCUGACUUUCCGAAUGCUCGCUCAGCAAUGAAUUCACCCCUUGCAAAGGCCCUCUACGGGAUUGAUGGAAUUACUCGGGUUUUCUUUGGGUCAGAUUUUAUAACAGUUACGAAAUCAGAUGAUUUUUCAUGGGAUAUUCUGAAGCCUGAAAUUUUCGCUGCAAUUAUGGACUUCUACACUUCUGGGAAGCCACUCUUUCUUGACUCAAAUGCUGCAGCUUCCAUGGACACAGCUAUCCACGAAGAUGAUUCAGAAACUGUUGCAAUGAUUAAAGAACUGUUAGAGACUCGUAUCCGACCUGCUGUACAAGAUGAUGGGGGAGACAUUGAGUAUCGAGGAUUUGAUCCAGAUACUGGAAUAGUCAAACUCAGGAUGCAAGGAGCGUGUAGUGGGUGCCCCAGCUCAUCUGUUACCCUAAAAUCUGGCAUCGAGAAUAUGUUGAUGCAUUAUGUACCUGAGGUUAAAAGCGUUGAGCAGGAACUUGAUGAUGAAGAUGAAGCGGCAACGUUACCUGGUUAGAUUGAGAAAUUUAGUUGUUGGUUUUCGUGUUCAUGUAUGUUGAGCCACUCCUGAAUAUAGUGACCCAGGUGACUGUGAAGCCUGAAUAACCCUUGUUUACAGGGAGUGAGUGUAUCAACGUACUGUUCCCCUCCCCCCCAAAAAAAAAAAAAGCCUUGUGUAUUUAUUGAGCAAAUUUAUUUUAGGAACACCAAAAAAGGAGAGAGCAAAGUUUAGGGAAACGUGAAGCAUCAACUGGUUGUAAGUAUGUUUCAUGGAAUAUUAAAUUGAUAGUAGCGAUUUUGGGGAUU
Rhododendron vialii is the source of this 1192-nucleotide messenger RNA. Its product is annotated as nifU-like protein 4, mitochondrial. The transcript is spliced from 6 exons. Gene Ontology annotation, cellular component: mitochondrion. Bases 72 to 902 code for a protein of 276 amino acids. Gene Ontology annotation, biological process: iron-sulfur cluster assembly. Lineage: Eukaryota; Viridiplantae; Streptophyta; Magnoliopsida; Ericales; Ericaceae. The record is from RefSeq and is a predicted model, not a curated record. Gene Ontology annotation, molecular function: iron-sulfur cluster binding; iron ion binding.